AUGAUAGCGCAGAGCGAAGAGGCCCGGCUGAAGCAGCUAGUGGGCAAGCUAAAAAGUCAGGGUAUGUUCGACGAGGUGCAGAAAAACACGGUGGACAAAAAUAUAGUAAAAAAAAUAGCAAUCCUGUACGACGUCUUCAAACGAAUAAACGAGGGAAGCGCAUCCAUUUGCGGGAGCAGCAACUCCGAUUUCAUAUACACCAGUGACAUUAAGCAUGCAUUAAAAUACGACGACUUCGUUCGGGUGCGGUUCCACAUAAUCCCGGUGGAAAGAAAAAAAGGAAUGCUCCACUUAGGAGAGGAGGAAAAAAAUUACCACUUUAUUGAAAAUAUGAAUCACAUCGUAAGUAACAUAUACAACCCCUCCAGUUACGACCAGUUCUUAAAUAACCGAGUGCAGGAAGACAAGGACAAACUAACCUGCAUGAUGAAGUGCCUUAACGAAAUAGAGUCUGCAUAUAUAUACCGGUACCGUAGUGACAACAAUAUUAAAAUAACGUUUGAAAUUUUCUGUCACAAUUUUUACACAUUCUUAUCAUACGAUUAUAAGAGGAAGUCGUGCAUACAAAACUUUUGCAACAAAUACGCCAACGUGGAAGUGACAAACCCCUUUCAGUUGUCCACUCCUCAGAAUAUGUUUCACAUAAAUUCGAUUGGGACUGUCAUGCAUCCGUCAGCUGAUCAGUAUGAAAGGGACACUUUAGAGAAACUUAAGCCCUUCAUUCUGGAGUCGCUCGAAAUGGUCAAGGAGUUUCACGGAACAGGUGAUGAGAGGAAGCCUCCCUUUGGAGGGGCCCAACUGGACAACGACUUUUUCGUUAAAAAUACCCACUACGAGGAUGACAUGCGGAACCUCAUUAAAAUGGAGAGGGCCGCCAACGAGUAUAGGCGCUUGCGUACGGGCCUGGCAAAGCGGUAA
Molecule: messenger RNA, 918 nt
Organism: Plasmodium coatneyi
Lineage: Eukaryota; Apicomplexa; Aconoidasida; Haemosporida; Plasmodiidae
Exons: 1
Coding region: 1-918 (305 amino acids)
Source: RefSeq, a predicted model, not a curated record